Molecule: messenger RNA, 2487 nt
Organism: Cucurbita maxima (winter squash)
Lineage: Eukaryota; Viridiplantae; Streptophyta; Magnoliopsida; Cucurbitales; Cucurbitaceae
Product: pentatricopeptide repeat-containing protein At3g53700, chloroplastic-like
Exons: 1
Coding region: 158-2458 (766 amino acids)
Molecular function (GO): protein binding
Source: RefSeq, a predicted model, not a curated record
CCUAAAAAUCAUUCGGGAAUUCAACCGGAUCAAGCAGUUCCAUCACAGAUUCGCAGUAUCAUCUUCCCUGAGAGACCCACUUCGUCUUCGCCGGCGAGGGUUCGAUAGCUCUCCGGCAUCUUCACGGUAACGGCGAACCUCCUCAAAAUUUGACCCAAUGGCUUUCACUUGUGUUAAGUGUUAUCCAUGGCCUCUCCCGCACGCUCCCCUCUCUUUUUCCUCUAAACCCAUCUCCAAUUCCUCCAUCUUCUUUUCUGCGUCAGUUUCUGAUCACCUCGCCUCCACUUCUUCGUCCAAUAGUGUUUCAUGUUCACCAAAUGUUCAUCAUCUUCCUCCUGAUUUCACUCCGAAGCAGCUUAUCGAGACCCUUCGUCGCCAGAGGGAUGAAGUGGCGGCCCUUCGCGUAUUCAAUUGGGCUUCGAAGCAGCCCAACUUCGUGCCUAGUUCGUCGUUCUACAAGGAGAUUCUUCGCAAGCUUGGAAAGGCAGGAUCAUUCGAGUACAUGAGGUGCGUCUUGGAGGAAAUGAAGCUCAUUGGCUGUGAGGUGGAUAGAGGUAUUUUCUUGAUUUUUGUUAAGAGUUAUGCAAAAUUUGAGCUGUAUGAUGAAGUUAUGGGUAUUGUUAAAGAAAUGGAGGAUGAAUAUAGGAUAAAACCAGAUACCUGUUUCUAUAAUGUAUUGUUGAAUGUUCUUGUGGAUGGCAGCAAGCUUAAACUUGUGGAAUCUGCGCAUUCUAGCAUGGUUAGAAGACGAAUUAGGCAUGAUAUUUCAACGUUUAAUAUUUUGAUAAAAGCCCUUUGCAAGGCUCAUCAGGUUAGGCCUGCCAUUUUGAUGAUGGAAGAGAUGCCGAGUUAUGGCUUGUCUCCUGAUGAGACCACAUUCACAACUAUAAUGCAGGGGUUCAUUGAAGAGGGAAAUUUGGAUGGUGCACUGAGAAUUAAAGAACAUAUGGUAGAAUAUGGGUGCCUCUGUACUGAUAUCACUGUUAAUGUCUUGAUUAAUGGGUUCUGCAAACAGGGUAGAAUUGAUCAAGCCUUGAGUUUUAUUCAAGAAUCUGAAAAUGAAGGAUUUCGUCCCGACCAGUUUACAUAUAAUACUCUCGUGAAUGGUUUGUGCAAGGUGGGUUGUGCUAAGCACGCAAUGGAAGUCGUAGAUGCAAUGCUUUUAGGAGGAUUUGAUCCUGAUACAUAUACAUACAACUCUCUGAUUUCUGGACUGUGUAAGCUAGGUGAAAUUGAUGAGGCUGCUAAGAUUCUGGAUCAUAUGGUUUCAAGGGACUGCUCCCCAAAUGCUGUCACCUACAAUACUAUAAUUAGCUCAUUGUGUAAGACGAAACGAGUUGAAGAGGCCACGGAAAUAGCUUGUUUUCUCUCGAGAAAGGGAGUUUUACCAGAUGUUUGUACAUUCAAUUUUUUGAUACAGGGUCUCUGCUUGUCUAACAAUCACAGGAAUGCUAUGGAGCUUUUCGAGGAAAUGAAGGGUAAAGGAUCUCAACCAGAUGAGCUUACGUACAAUAUGUUGAUUGACAGUCUUUGUUCGAGUGGCAAACCGGAGGAAGCUUUAAAACUUUUAAAAGAAAUGGAGUCGAGUGGCUGUGCACAUAAUGUCGUUAUCUAUAAUACAUUAAUUGAUGGGUUUUGUAAGAACAAGAGGAUUGAAGAAGCAGAGGAGAUAUUUGAUGAGAUGGAACUUCAAGGGAUUUCUAGGAAUUCAGUGACCUACAACACUCUUAUUGAUGGUCUUUGUAAAAGCAGGAGGAUGGCGGAUGCUGCUCAUUUAAUGGACCAAAUGAUAAUGGAGGGCUUGAAGCUUGAUAAAUUCACCUACAAUUCAUUCCUCACUCACUUUUGCAAGACUGGGGACAUUCAAAAGGCAUCAGAUAUAGUUGAAACCAUGACCUUAAGUGGAUGUAAUCCCGACAUCGUCACGUACGGGACCCUUAUUAGUGGUCUCUGUAAGGCAGGAAGACUUCAGGUUGCGAGUCGGCUUCUCCGAUCAAUUCAGAUGAAAGGGAUGGUUCUUACACCACAAGCCUAUAAUCCUGUUAUCCAAGCAUUGUUCAAGCGGAACAGAACUCAUGAAGCCAUGAGACUUGUCAGAGAGAUGUUAGAGAAGGCUGAUCCUCCAGAUUCAUUAACGUAUAAGAUUGUUUAUCGUGGUCUCUGCAAUGGCGGAGGGUCGAUCGGGGAAGCCGUGGACUUCACGAUCGAGAUUAUAGAGAAAGGUAAUAUACCUGAAUUCUCAUCAUUUGUUAUGUUGGCUGAAGGUCUGUGUAGUUUAGCGAUGGAGGACACCCUUGUAAAGCUUGUGGAUAUGAUAAUGGAGGAAGCUAGAUUCUCAAAGAGUGAGAUUUCGAGGAUAAGGGGUUACCUUAAAAUCAGAAAAUUUCAUGAUGCAUUGUCCACUCUUGGAGGUAUCUUGGAGGACCUGUACCCCAUAAAAACGUAUCGUGGAAGAUGAGAAUGAAGUGUUGUAAUUUGUAUGAACUA